Molecule: messenger RNA, 4027 nt
Organism: Poecilia reticulata (guppy)
Lineage: Eukaryota; Metazoa; Chordata; Actinopteri; Cyprinodontiformes; Poeciliidae
Biological process (GO): regulation of transcription by RNA polymerase II
Molecular function (GO): DNA-binding transcription factor activity; RNA polymerase II cis-regulatory region sequence-specific DNA binding
Source: RefSeq, a predicted model, not a curated record
ACAGAAUGAGGCGGCUGUGGAGAUGCCUGCUCUAAAACCUCGGGGGGAUGAGGUGGGUAGAAAACGCCAACACAAAGAAAGAGUCCGAGGCCCUGUCGGAGAAUGUUUCCAGCUCCUGUAACAGCUCCAUGGAUCCAACCUGGCAGGAAUGUUAGUGUUCGGCCUGGUUCGUGUGAAACGAGCCUCCGGUUCGUUUUACAGAAAACUGACACCAUGAAGGAAGUGGAUAAUGUCCAUCAGAACACUGAAAGUCUGUCUUUGGAGGAGAAAGUGCAGAUGAAACGGCUCGGUGUCCACCAGCCGCAGGAUGUUGGUAGACCCCAAACAGCUGCAGAUGUUCGGCCCUUGGAGGUGAUGAAAGAGAAGGUUCCCUGGAGCCCCAGUACGGAUCAGCAGAACCCAGAACCUGUUCACGUAAAAGAGGAAGAGGAAGAACUCUGGAUCAGUCAAGAGGGGGGGUAUCAUUAUGGGUUGGACGAAAAUGAGUACAGCCGACUCCCAUUAACUGUUAUUGUGAAGACUGAAGAUGAGGAAGAGGAACCUCAGACUUCACAGCUUCAUCAAAGCCAAACUAACGCCAGAGAGGUUGAGCGUCCAACCAGCAGCUUUAAAUGGAUCAAAAAGGAAAGUGAUGGAGAGGACUGGGGACGGCUGGAACUGGUUAGGAAACCACGUGCUCCAAGACCAAAGAGUGGCGCGGAGGGUUUAGACACCCCUGAGACUGAAUUCAGUGAAGAAGACGAUUGGCAGGAACCUUUGUCAGAGACUGACUCCGGCUGUAAGGGAAGCAGAGCAACAGAGUUGAGAGCAGGCAGCGAUAACAGAUGUAGUGCUGUUAAAAAGCCGUUCAGCUGCCCAGAGUGUGGUAAACAGUUUCUGUACAGGCAGUCUCUGAAGAGACACAUGAGACGCAACAUAGAAAAAAGCUCCAACUGUUCGGUUAAUCUGAAAUGUUCCGAAGUGAAGCAAAGUGCAGAUUCAAAGACCAAAGUCCACACGGGGAAGAAAAACUUCAGCUGCGACAUGUGCGGAAAAACUUUCAGAGAUCAUUUCAGCCUGAAAUCUCACAUGAGAGUCCACUCUGAGGAAAAGCCCUUUGGCUGCGAAAUUUGUGCCAAGUGCUUCAAGCAUGAGCACAACCUGAAGAUACAUAUGAGAAUCCACACGGGAGAGAUGCCGUUCAGCUGCGAAGUUUGCGGUAAAAGGUUUAAGCAUCAGCACAAUCUGAAGACGCACAUGAGAAUCCACACUGGGGAGAAGCCUUUUGUGUGCGACAUCUGUGGCAAAAGAGCGAGACACCAGAACAACCUGAAGACGCACAUGAUAGUCCACAGAGGGGAACGGCCCUUCGGUUGUGAUCUCUGUGGCAAAAAGUUCAACCGUAAAACGAGUCUCAGGGCGCACAUGACGGUUCACACGGGCGAAAAACCAUUUGCUUGCGAUAUCUGCGGUAAAAGCUAUAAGCGAAAAACGCACCUUCGGACUCACAUGACCGUCCACAAUGAAGAAAAGCCUUUUGGUUGUGACGUCUGCGGUAAGAGGUUCAAUCGUAAAACGCAUCUCGGGACGCACAUGGCGGUCCACACAGGCGAGAAGCCUUACAGCUGUGACUUCUGUGGUAAAAGGUUCACCCGGAAAACGCAUCUUGAUUCCCACAUUACGGUUCACACGGGAGAAAAACCUUUUGGCUGCGCCGUGUGUGGGCAAGAAUUCUCCCAGCAGGGAAGUUUAAACAGACACAUGACAUUACACUUGGGAUAAAAGCACAUUUAAAGAAAAAAUCUGGAGGUAAAACCUAAAGAUAAUUUCUUCAUCUCCAUGACAGAAGUGACUUGUCUUAUUGUAUGCCUUUUUUGGAGAUUUUGACUUUAAUUACUACAAGUAUGAGUGUUAUAAUUCUGUGUGAGAGGAUGGAGCAGCUGAGCUACGAAGCAUUUACCCUUGGUUGGUACUGUUUAGAAACACUAAGUAAACCAUGCUCAUUGUUGAUGUUGCUCCUGUUUCAAGCAAAUUUGUUUUUUUUUGUACAAUUUGUAUCUCAUCUUUGGUAGCGUGCCAUGCAUGAUGAGUUGGAAUAUAGAAAUAAUUGAUAGCUAUCACUUUGAGGUAUUUGGUUCUCAAAGCUCUUUAAUCUUGCCAAUGAAGCAAUACUUUGCUAAAUGACCACCAGCACACCUACUUGACAAAUCAAAUCAGAAAUUGAAACCAAAAUUAUUGGUUAAAGAACAUGAAUUUAGCAUUUAAAGACUCUAAGACUGAAAGUAAGUUGGAGUAAGGAGACAUACUUUUUUUUCUAUUUUGGUGGAUUUAAGUUUCUGACUAAUAAGUUUACGCACUAAUAUAGUUCGGCAGAUCAUGACCAACUGAUUAUCCAGUUGUAAAAAUGACUGAGCCUAACAGUCACUUGUAUGUAUGUGUAUUCCUGAGUUAUUUUCACAUACCUUUUAAAUAUAAAGCAGAGAAGCAGAAUAUGACCAAGGGCGUUUAUGAAAAAAUGUCAGUAUAUGGAUGUCUAAAGCAUAUAAAUAAGUUGUAUUUGACUUAAAUAAACUUUGUUUUUCUUAAAAAAAAAUUUUUUUUAAUAUACUCUUUGGAUGAAAUAAUUUUGCUUUCUGUAUAAUGUCUGUAUAAUGGUAGAAUAGAUGCAACUUGGGUACCGUCAUGGGUAAAUGUUUUAACUGUGAAACAUUAGCUUUGCAGCUUCAGAUUUUGUGCCAACAAUUCAUAUUGCUUUGAGCUUAUUGAGUGAUCAGAUGCAGAUUAAGUCUAUUUGUAAAGGUUUAUUGUAAAAAAAACAAAACACAGAAAACUAUUUUUGCACACCACGAGCAGUUAACAUUUUCUUCAAUUCUAUUAUCAGCAUCGGAUGAAUUCAUAAAAUAGCCCAGAUGAAAUCAUAACUAAUCUAAUAAUGAGGUUUAACAGGCUUGUAUACAUGAACCUUUUCAACUCUCAUCUUUCUAUGGGCUGAGAUUAGUGCUUUGUGAUGACUGCUCCAAAACAUUGACUAUGCUGUCCGUGAUCCACUUUCUAACUAAUUUGGUGGCGUCAUUAGCGGUACUGUCUAUUGGAAGAGCCAUUUGUAUCCAAGCUGUAACUUACUGCCUCUUAUGAUGUUGCUUUUCUAUUUCCACAUCAUGUACUUGCUUGCUCCAUAAUGCUAUUUCCUCAUGAUGCAGGUUUUUUUUUUAAGCGUACCAGAGCCUCCUGCAACAAAACACCCGCACAUGAUGUUGCCACCCCCUAAUGUCACAGUUGAAAUAAUGCUCUCAGAUUUACGAGCUUCUGCCUCCUUUAUCCAAAAGUAAUAAUGGUCAUUAUGACCAAACGCUUCCAUUAGGUCUUUUGUCCCUGAAUUUGGUGAGUGAACUGCAAUCUGGCUUUUGAUGUUGCUUUUAGAGUAAUGGCUUCUUGCUUUGGUUUUUGAGCCCAUGUAAGAAGAAAUUGAAUAAUUUAACUAUGAAUAAUGACUGUGUCUAACCAGCUUCACAGUGAAACUGGCUAAUCUCUGGGACACAAAAUUGUCCUUCCUGAACAGCUUGAUGGUAUGGUAUUUAUGCUUAAUAUAAUUUGAAAAGAUUAAUGUGGCACCUCCACACUUUUAAAGGUCCAUAGUUCUCUUCCUGCUAUUUUGAAGAUUAUAUUUACGUGAUAUAAAACAAGGAAUGUGUUUGAGGUGUUGCCUUAACAUACAUCCACAAGUAUUGUUUAAAAGUCUCUCUUAAACUCUUUAAUAUGAAACCAUUUGUUCUGACAUAAAGCUCUUGUUGCUAAACACUAAUGCCAACACCGAAGACCAUCUCGCAAGCAUUUCGGUCAUUUUUUGGUUUAAUGGCAAGUUACAAAAAUAAAUUUWCUGUUUAAAAGACAUGUGUUUUCAAUAUACGAAUGCAAAAAUAUUUUAACCUUGUUUAAACGCCGCUCUGCUGCGUUUCAAUGCAUAAACGGGGCACUGUUUCCCUUCCCAAUAUGGCUGACACGACGACGUGUCAUUUCAGUGAGAUGAAAAGACUCAGGCGUCCCGCGU